GCCGCUAUCUUUAGAAACUGUAAUGUCGAAAAGAAUUAACUUAAACAAAUUUUAUUGCCUUAUCGGCCUUAUCUUAUUAAAGUCACGAGACUCGAAUGCAAACACCGCGCCGUUUAAAAAUGCCAUCUUACUACUGGCUGAUGAUGGGGGAUUCGAAAUGCGAUCAUACUUGAAUAAAAUUUGCCAGACACCUAACUUAGACGAAUUGGCAAAGGAAAGUUUGUUGUUUAACAAUGCGUACACCUCAGUAAGCAGCUGUUCUCCUAGCCGUUCCUCUUUGCUCACUGGUUUACCGUGCCAUCAGAAUGGAAUGUACGGUCUUCAUCAAGGAAUUCAUCAUUUUAACUCGUUUGACAACGUUCAAAGUUUGCCAAAGAUAUUAAAAAAUAAUAAUAUACGAACAGGUAUUAUUGGUAAGAAGCACGUAGGACCGAGCGAUGUGUAUCCUUUUGAUUUCUCACAGACAGAAGAAAAUAAUUCUAUACUACAAGUUGGUCGAAAUAUUACGAAGAUUAAACUCCUGGUCAGAGAGUUCCUCUCUCAAAACAGAACACAGCCCUUCUUUUUAUACAUUGGAUUUCAUGACCCUCACAGAUGUGGUCAUUCACAUCCGGAGUACGGUAACUUUUGUGAAAAAUUUGGCAAUGGGGACGUUGGUAUGGGUACCAUUCCUGACUGGCAUCCGAUAUAUUAUCAAUGGGAUCAAGUGAAAGUCCCUUAUUUCGUACAAAACACAGAAGCAGCUAGACGAGAUAUUUCUGCUCAGUAUACAACUAUUUCUCGUCUAGAUCAAGGCGUAGGCUUAGUUUUAAAAGAAUUGGAAGAUGCUGGUUUCAAGGACAACACGUUAGUAAUUUAUACAUCUGACAAUGGUAUACCAUUUCCAAAUGGUAGAACGAACUUAUACGACCCAGGACUAGCAGAACCUAUGAUGAUUAGAUCACCAAUUCCUGAUCAUAGAAGAAACAGUGUAACAUACAGCUUAACGUCUUUAUUGGACAUUGUACCAACAUUACUGGAUUGGUUUAACAUACCAUACGAAGUGCAAGCUUCGAUUGAUACGAAUGAUGUUUCCCCUCCUCCUCUAACUGGAAAGUCGCUUCUUCCUCUCCUCGUUCAAGAGCCCACGGAAAACAACACAGCUAUUUUCGCUAGCCAAACGCAUCAUGAAGUUACUAUGUACUACCCGAUGCGAGCUAUCAGAACUAAGCAAUUCAAGCUCAUACACAAUAUUAACUAUAAAAUGCCAUUCCCGAUCGAUCAAGACUUCUACGUCUCACCGACUUUUCAGGAUCUUUUGAAUCGAACUAGAAACGGACAGAGAAUUCCAUGGUACAAAACUUUAGAAAAAUACUACGAGAGACCCGAAUGGGAAUUGUACGAUUUAAGACAUGAUCCAGAAGAAAGGGUCAAUAUCGUGUCUAAGCCAUCAGCGAAGCAAACACUUGUUGAUUUACAAGAGAGAUUAAGCGAGUGGCAGAAAAUGACCAAUGAUCCUUGGCUCUGCGCGCCUGGGGGAGUUGUUAACGAUAUAAGAUCUAAAGAUCCUCAAUGCAUGCCGCUUGAAAAUCGUGUUUAAACUUUUAUAAACGAUGUAUUGUUAUGCUUUUUAUAUUGUAUUAUUAUAUUCCAAUAAAUUUGACGAAUACAACUA
Messenger RNA from Ceratina calcarata, 1654 nucleotides. RefSeq names its product N-sulfoglucosamine sulfohydrolase (gene Sgsh). Gene Ontology annotation, molecular function: N-sulfoglucosamine sulfohydrolase activity. Gene Ontology annotation, biological process: glycosaminoglycan catabolic process; heparan sulfate proteoglycan catabolic process. The transcript is spliced from 10 exons. Lineage: Eukaryota; Metazoa; Arthropoda; Insecta; Hymenoptera; Apidae. The record is from RefSeq and is a predicted model, not a curated record. Bases 23 to 1579 code for a protein of 518 amino acids.